Messenger RNA from Doryrhamphus excisus (bluestripe pipefish), 2547 nucleotides. RefSeq names its product extracellular calcium-sensing receptor-like. The record is from RefSeq and is a predicted model, not a curated record. Gene Ontology annotation, cellular component: plasma membrane. Lineage: Eukaryota; Metazoa; Chordata; Actinopteri; Syngnathiformes; Syngnathidae. Gene Ontology annotation, biological process: G protein-coupled receptor signaling pathway. Gene Ontology annotation, molecular function: G protein-coupled receptor activity.
AUGGGUUGGUUUGUUAUCAUCCUCAUCAGCCUGCUGGCAACAACAGAGUCAGAAAACCAAACUUGCAAACUGAUGGGGCACACAGGCUUCCUGGAGUUCUCCAAGGAGGGAGACUUUCUCAUCGGAGGGGUUUUCUCCAUGACGAGCACGCGAAAACUGAUAGAUAACGACUACGAGGCAGUGCCGCAUUAUUACUGUGAAGCUUUGAACGACAGGGAGCUGAAGUUCGCUCGCACCGUGAUGUUCACAGUGCAGGAGAUCAACAAGAACGGCAAUCUCCUUCCGGGAAUCCAUCUGGGAUAUUUUCUGUACAAUGGCUGUGGCAGCGAGAACCUGAUACGAGCAGCGGUAGAAGCUGUAACCCGAGUGGAUGCUACCCAAUGUAGCGGUCGGAUUCAGGCCCUCCUCGGCCACUCGUCGUCCGGGGUUAGUGAGGACAUCAAUUUUAUCCUGAGCCCAUUCUCCAUUCCACAGGUCAGCCAUCUUUCAACGUGUGCGUGUUUGUCAGAUAAGAACUUGUUCCCCACUUUCUUCAGAACGGUGCCGAGUGACCGCUUCCAGGUGCUGGGCCUGGUUCAGCUGAUGAAGUAUUUCGACUGGCGUUGGGUGGGGAUCAUUUAUUCUUCAGGGUUGUACUCGGAUGAGGGCACAGCAGAAUUUUCCAAAGCGGCAUUAAAGGAGGAAAUAUGCGUCGAAUAUCGACUGCCGUACUCAAAGUCCUCCACAAAAAAGUGGAACGCCAUCGUGACGGCACUGAAGGAGUCCUCAUCCAGUGUUGUUCUUCUGUUCAUGUCCUUAUCAUUCACUAAGUCCUUCCUGUCCAAAAUGGAAAGUUCCAACAUAACCGGCAAGCAGUUGGUCGGUAGCGAGGCGUGGAUCACACAACAGGACCUUGCCUCCGCGGAAAGGAAGAACAUUUUACAGGGGGCGAUGGGAUUUGCGCUCCCCAAGGCAUCCAUUCCCGGGUUGGGCCAGUUUUUACUGGACCUGAAGCCAUCUGAUGAGCCUCAGAGCAGUUUAAUUAAGGCUUUCUGGGAGAAGUUCUUCGACUGCAGCUUCUCUCCUUCCAACACUUCAAUCCUGUGCACCGGCUCAGAAGACCUGAGAAGAGUCUCCAGUGAUUACACGGACGUGACACACUUCAGAGAAGAGAAUAACGUGUACAAAGCUGUGUACUUGGUUGCAUAUGCAAUUGAUGACUUGCUGAAGUGUGAGAAUGGAGUCAAUCCCACUACGGGAAAACCCUGUGUGAAGAAAAACCAGGUUCAGCCCAAAAUGGUUUUGGAGCACAUCCGGUAUGUGAAUUUCACAACCCAAAAUGGGGCCAAGAUGUUCUUUGACGAAAAUGGAGACUCAGUCGCUCAAUACGACUUAGUCAACUGGCACGUGAGAGACGACGGCUCAGUCCAGAUUGUUACCAUCGGUCAGUACGACACGUCUUUUCCAGAAGGGAGAAGGCUCAAGUUGAAUGAUGACGCCAAAAUAAUAUGGGCCGGGAACAGCAGCAAGGAGCCAAGGUCUGUGUGCAGGGAACCGUGCCCUCCAGGGAUGCGGAAGGCUGUAAGUAAGAACAUGCCUGUGUGCUGCUUUGACUGCUUUGAAUGCCCAGAGGGAACAAUAAGUAAUCAGACAGAUUCUCCUGAAUGUGUGGCAUGUCCUCCGGAAUUCUGGCCCAAUGCAAAGAAAGACAGUUGCCUCCCAAAACCGACCGAGUACCUUUCUCACCAAGAGAUCAUGGGUGCGCUUUUAACCGCGUUCAGCUGCGUGGGUGUUUUUUUAUCUUUUCUGACAUCGCUCAUAUUUCUAACCCAUAAAGAGACUCCCAUCGUCAAAGCCAACAACUCGGAGCUGAGCUUCCUGCUGCUCAUCUCAUUAAAAUUGUGUUUCCUGUGCUCUCUGACCUUCAUCGGUCGGCCAACCGAGUGGUCCUGCAUGCUGCGUCACACAGCCUUCGGCAUAACAUUCGUGCUGUGUAUCUCCUGUGUUCUGGGGAAAACUUUAAUGGUGCUGAUGGCCUUCCGGGCCACACUUCCUGGCAAAAAUGUCAUGAGACUAUUUGGGCCUGUCCAGCAGAGGCUCAGUGUUGUCACUCUCACCCUGAUUCAAGUUAUGUUCUGUAUCAUUUGGCUGUGUACAAACCCGCCUUUCCCAGCCAUGAAUCUCCAAUACUACAAAGAGAAGAUCAUCCUAGAAUGUGCACUCGGGUCGGCUAUUGGAUUCUGGGGUGUUCUCGGAUAUAUUGGACUUCUCGCCCUCUUGUGUUUUAUCCUUGCUUUUCUGUCCAGGAAUCUGCCAGAUAGUUUUAAUGAAGCCAAACUCAUCACGUUUAGCAUGUUGAUAUUCUGUGCGGUAUGGAUCACCUUCAUCCCCGCCUAUGUCAGCUCCCCUGGAAAGUUUACUGUUGCCGUGGAGAUCUUUGCCAUUCUGGCUUCCAGUUUUGGUUUGUUGAUUUGUAUAUUUGUUCCAAAGUGCUAUAUUAUUAUCUUCAGGCCAGAGCGCAACUCCAAAAAACAUCUUAUGGGGAAAAUACCGCCAAGAACCCUUUGA